CUAAUCGUCUAUGGCAUAUCGUUUACUUUCACUACUUAGCUCCGCCUCGCAGUAAGGCCUCGUCCGGCCUCGUUCCUGAAGACAAUUUAGUGGACUUGUUACAUAAAUAACUAUAACUUGUUCCAGUGUUGUACAAGAAUAUUUUAUUUGUUUGUGAAUAAUGUACGUGCUGCUUUUUGGAGAACCAUUUUGAGUGGUUUUAUUCAGCAGCACUUUUGCUGCUGCAGGCUACUAAUUAGUGUUACACACAUUGCUUGUUUCAUUUUCAUAAAUAUGUAGUACAAAGUUAUGAACACGUAAAUGUCACAUCCUAUGCAGUUUCGUGGCGAAACAUUCCAUCUGUUGAAUUAUUGGGUGAAUCCCGCCUUUCCAAGGGUGCAACAUUCCAUCAAAGACGAAGGAAUGUUGAAGUUAGUCACUCGUGAAAUGUUGCUAUUUACAUCUUUAUCAGACAAUAAAAGGUGUUUUUAUUAGUUGUUAUUAUUAUAACAGAUAACAAAAUUAAUUACAUUCGCAAACCUUUUACAAUUUUGUUUCAAGCAUGUUUGUUAGCAAUGUUGGCACGGAUGGGGAACAAUUUCUUUCGAUUAAGUUUUGACAAAUGGGACGUGUUUGAAUUUGGAGGUUAGAAAUGAAACUAUAAUAGGAGUAAUGAUUUGUGAAAAUGUACCUAAAAUACUUGAUGUAUUGUACGGGAAGACAUAAGUACUCAGUGGGAAAAAACUUCAUUCAUCUCAUCAAGGAUGGAAAACCAUAUCGUUCCUUCCAUUUUAAUUCUAAGUGCGUUUUAAGAAAAGUUGCAAUCCAAGAUCUUUCAGUGAAGAGAUCCAUCAAUGAAAGUUUUGAUUAUGCCAUUGAGAAGACUGAAGAAAAGCUAACCCCCAAAAAGCGCAAUACAGUGCCCAAACGAAAAGUAGUAGAUGAGAUUUUAGAUUAUUUGAAAAAGUCAUUCUCUCCAGAAGUGAUAAAUGCUGUCCCUCACAAAUAUCUUCGAAGAAAUAAGAACACGGAUCAGAUGUAUCUUAUUGCACCUGAUGUAGCUGAUACAAUUGUUCAGUGUAUGAAGGACAAUAUUUUAAAGAAGAAUGAUAUUGUGUUGGAAACUAAUCCUGGUCUUGGUGUUCUGACAAAAAAGUUAAUUGAUGCAGGUGUUGAACAAUUGCAUCUUCAUGAACCUUCAACCACGUUUAAUAAAAUUCUGAAGAAAUUUUAUUCCUUUGACUCUGACAAAGUGAACAUACAUUCUACUGAUUUUCUUACUCUGUGGAAAAUUCAUUAUCAAGACAAAAUGGAUGAUGGUAGUAGAUUGCAAGAUAUAUUAUCUCAUUAUCCAAAGAUGAGCUGGUCUGAAGAACCUUACCUCAAAAUAAUUGGAUGUAUCCAGUCUCCAAAUUUUAUUAAACAUUUAAUAUUGAGCAUUGUUUUUCAAUCUGGAAUAAUGACUCACUGCCGCCCAGAGCUAUAUAUCAUUGUUCCUCCAACAUUACACAGAACUUUCACGUGCACAGGAAAGGAUGGGUAUAUUAGAUACAGAAGCAUCAGUGUUUUAUUUCAGCUCUUUUUUGAUUACGAACUUUUGGAAAAGCUGCCUCGAAAAGCAUUUUUGCCAUGGGCAAUAUCUAUGGCUCCAAAGAAAAGAAAAAUUGAUGAGAUAUCUGCACUAAAUGAUGAAUGGUUAUAUUUAAUGAAAAUUGUUCCAAAAAGGAAUUUGUAUGAAACUGUUCCUGCUGAGAAGUUACCAGCUCUUUGGUACUUUGUAAGACAUCACUUCUGGAGUCGUAGUGGUAGAGUUAUAAGAGAAAUGGAAUCUUGGAUUCCUGGGUGUGGAGUGAGACUUGUUCUGGAAGGAUACAACAUUUUCACAGAAUUUGGUGAUCUAGAGCCUUCAGAAGUUCUCCGUAUCUUCCAAUUAUUUUCAGAGUGGCCUGAGUAUCAGGAUUGUUCUUUUUUGUCUUCCUUGGAAACUGCUCUCCUUAAAUUGGAUGAAAAUUCUAGUGAUAAAUUGGAAAACGAAGGAAGUGAUGAUGAAGCAGCUAAUGAAGAUAAUGAAGAUAGGAGGUGAAUGUCAUCGUCUGUGGAAGACUGACCCCUCGCCACUGACUGGCUGAGAGCUGAACUCGGCCGGUCAAGAACAAGCAGUUAAUGAGUAGAUCAUUGAAGAAGUGAGGAUGGGAAGAUCUGUGCGGGCACUUCCAAAGAAACUGCGGAUAAAUUCCCAACUCGUUGUGCUGCAACAGCACAUUCUUUCUCACGCUAUUGGAAACAGCUACGUAAAAUUGAAAAUAUUCCAUUUUCAGCGCUACUAAAACCUCAGCUAUUCCUUGAAAACUUCCAGUUGAUCCAAGAAGCAAGCAACGCCUUCUUGCCAGCGCAGCGAUGUCAAAACUACGUGCAUUCGCUUGGCGAAUAAUAUCAAUUCUUUGCAAAAACGCUUAUUUCCAUCUGUAUUCAGAUUUCAGUUUGUUUAUCGGUUGGUCAUUGUACAUCAUACAUAGUUGAUAAAAAACCCUAAUACUAAUAAAAUAAUUAAAUUAC
Gryllus bimaculatus (two-spotted cricket) is the source of this 2535-nucleotide messenger RNA. Lineage: Eukaryota; Metazoa; Arthropoda; Insecta; Orthoptera; Gryllidae. The record is from the annotation of a GenBank genome assembly.